AUGGCAGGGGGGUGGCCGGGGCAGUGCUGUGUGGUAUGGCGGCCCUGCAGCGCAAGGACCUCUACGACCCCAUCUCCUUUGGGAAGGACCGGUGGUGCCCGUCGAGAGGGUGGAGCUGUUGCUGCAAGUGCAGGCCUUGUCCAAGCAGAUCCGGGUGGAGGAGCAGUACGUGGGCAUGCUGGACUGCUUCACGGGCAUCCCCAGGGAGCAAGGAUUUUCAGCUUUUGGCAUGGCAGUUUGGCAAAUGUCAUAUGGUAUUUCCCAACACAGGUUCUAAACUUUGCUUUUAAGGACAAAUACAAACAGAUUUUCAUGUCCAAAGUGGAUAAAGAAAAACAGUUUUUUACCGCAGUGCCAGAAACUUUUCUUGCCACAGGCUUUUCUGGUGGUGCUGACCAGGAGGAAUGCUGUCAGUCAUUAAAAAAGUGGUUUUUUGCAAAUCUGGCUUCUGGCUGAGCAGCAGGAGCAACAUCCAUGUGUGUAGUGUACCCGUUAGACUUCGCACGAACUCGUUGAGCUGCUGAUACUGGGAAAGGUGCUGCUGAGCGACAGUUCCAGGGACUUAGUGACUGAAUUAUUAAAAUUGCGAAGACAGAUGGACUCCCUGGCCUGUACCAGCGUUUUGGUGUUUCAGCACAGGGAAUCACUGUAUACUGAGCCUCCUAUUUUGGAUGUUCUGACAGCAUUAAGGGAUUAUUGCCAAAUGCAAAACAAACUCCAUUCAUUCUUUCCUUUUUCAUUGCUCAAGUUGUGACUACUUGCUCAGGAAUGCUGUCUUACCCUUUGGACACUGUCAGGAGACGCAUGAUGAAGCAGAGCAGGGAGACUGAACAUCAAUAGAAAGGAACUGAUGACUGCUUUCUGAAAAUACACGAGCGAGAGGGGCUUCAUGCUUUCUUCCAUGGAGCAUUCCCCAACAUCCUUCGUGGAGCAGGAGGAACCUUAGUGCUAGUUCUUUAUGACAAAAUCAAGGACAUUUUUAAUCUCGAUGUUUCAGAGUUCAGGAACUGA
This is a messenger RNA of Pygoscelis adeliae (Adelie penguin), 1011 nucleotides long. RefSeq names its product solute carrier family 25 (mitochondrial carrier; adenine nucleotide translocator), member 31 (gene SLC25A31). Gene Ontology annotation, molecular function: ATP:ADP antiporter activity. NCBI's taxonomy places the organism in Eukaryota, Metazoa, Chordata, Aves, Sphenisciformes, Spheniscidae. The record is from RefSeq and is a predicted model, not a curated record. Gene Ontology annotation, biological process: mitochondrial ATP transmembrane transport; mitochondrial ADP transmembrane transport. Gene Ontology annotation, cellular component: mitochondrial inner membrane.